GGGCCUGCUGCUUUGGCUGCGGCCGGGGGCAGGCUUGGUUGCGUGGAGCCUGUCAGGCUGAAGGGAGGUAAACACUCUCUCCGAGGAAGGAAGGAAGGAAGGAAGAUGGCGACUGCUGCCCAGGUGCGCGAGAACAUCCGGAUGCUGCUGGAGGCGGCGGAGUUCCUGGAGAGGAGGGAGAGGGAGGCUGAGCAUGGCUAUGCAUCCAUGUUACCAUAUAGCCCCAAGGAUCGAGGAGAUGCCUUCAAGAGGAAAAACAAGUCCAAGAAAAACAGCAGUAGUAGCAGAUCUACACACAAUGAAAUGGAGAAGAACAGGCGUGCCCAUUUGCGACUGUGCCUGGAGAAGCUGAAAGGACUGGUGCCCCUGGGACCGGAGUCCAGCCGGCACACCACGCUGAGUUUACUCACGAAAGCGAAAUUGCACAUCAAGAAACUUGAAGACUGCGACAGGAGGGCCGUCCACCAAAUAGACCAGUUGCAGCGAGAGCAGCGGCACCUGCGGAGGCAGCUGGAGAAGCUGGGCAUUGAGCGCAUCCGGACGGACAGCACAGGGUCUGCCGUGUCUUCCGAGCGGUCGGAUUCCGACAUAGAAGAAGAGGUGGAUGUGGACGUGGACGUGGAGAGCACUGACGAUCUGGCCGGGGAGCUGGACUGGAGCAGCAGCAGCCCCAGUGACUCGGACGAGAGGGGCAGCCUCCAGAGCCUCUGCAGUGACGAGGGCUACUCCAGCGCCGGCCUGCAGAGAAGAAAGCCCCAGAACACUCUCAAGGCCUGCCUCGGCCUAUAAAGAGGGAGCCCCCGCAUUGCCCCCUUCCUUCCUUCCUUUUCCAUCCGUCCGUCCGUCCGUCACUGUUUCCUUGUCGGAUCUUUCUAGGUAGUAUGUUGGACCUCCCCACAAUUCUCUCUCUGGCACGCAAACUCCUCGUUCCACCCGAACCCACUUUGGCCUGAGUCUGGAACCGGUGCAGAGGGUUGUGGGUCUCAAAACUACUCUCUGGAGCCUCCGCACCCCCCAAGGCAUCCACUAGCUCCCCUUUCCCGUCUGUCCAGCCAUUCAUCUCUAUGAGACUGAACAUUCCAAUGAAAUUUCUUAGUCCCAAGAAUCUUGUUGCAGUAAUAGCAACUCAAACCCUUUUGCCUACGCUGCUGUGGCCUAUGCUUCUCAACUGCCUUUGGAACGCAUGUGGAAACCCUAGCCAGGCAGCCCUAUGCCUCAAGUGGGGCCUCAGAAGGCAGCAGAUGCUCCCCUGCGUUCCUGCGAGUCGCCCUGAAGCCCCUUGGAGGCGCCCCCCCUCCUGCCCCGCUGGGCCGGCCUCCUCGUGGCUAGUUCCAAAGGCUCGAGGCUGGCAGCCAGGGAGCAGAAAUGGGGCGGGAAUGGAGCUGGGCUGGAGGCUCUUUUCGUGGAGGAGGUUUCCUCCUCCUCCUCCUCCUCCUCCCUCCACUCCCUUCCACCCAAUCCCCCUGGCCAGAUGCUUUCCCUCAAACACACCUUGACAUUUAAAAGACCAAAUAAUACUCUUCCCGUGCAAUCCUCUCUCAACGUGUUUUUGCAUCGACCACUGCAUUUCCCUUUAGUUUCUGGCCGCUUUUUAGGCGCUGCCACCGCCGCAUCCUGCUUCUUGUCUCUGGGACAAAUCUUUCUACCUCAGAGAGAUGAACAAAGCUGAUCUCAACCCAUUGAGCACAAAAUAAUUAUGCCUCAUUUGUAUCUUUGGUCUGAAUCCACAAUCUGUUUACUUUUUACCAAAAAAUCAGCAAUAAGUGAGUGACGGGAGCCUAGCUGUGCUAGCUCUGAGUCCAUGGCAGAGAAGACUGCGUUGAAAGCAGCAGCUCUGCAAAGAGGCCCUUCUGCCCUACCCCCCACCCCACUCCACCCGUGGGCACUUCCUCCCUAUUUAAUUGACCUGAGAGGCCUGCUCAAGGAAGGGGCUCACAGGUGGGAUUUGGGGGUCUCCUGAACCUUCAAGCAUUAACUCUUUUCUGCCCCUUUCGCCUUGUCUGUGUGGUCUUGCAGCAAUAACAUCCUUCACUUCAGCUAGAUCGAGCACACACCAAUGUACAUAACAAUGUGGUCUAUACAUAGCAGUUAUUCUUUUCUUUUAUACAUAAAUGUAAAGUGGUUUUCUUAUGGAUUUUUUCUAUAGCAGCCUAAGAAAUGUUCUGCAUCACAGUUCAUAGCUUUCCCUAAUGUUGCUGUGGAUCUAAAUGCAGUGCCCACUUACCCAAUUUCUAGUGAUUUUGAGGGUUGCCCCUCCAAAGUAGAACCCACUUUCUCCCACCGGCAUUUAGAGGACCCCUGAAUGCCAGCUGGUUGAUCAGUUGGUUGGUUUCAUGCCUCUAAAAGGGCUACGUAGUUUUUUUAGCUUCGGACUGUGGCUCCUGCUUUUUUGCAGGUGACUGAGCUGCCGAGGUACUCUCGGACCUCCUCACAAGCCCCAAGCAAACCUAAGAAUUACAUUUGAUAUUCCUUCAAGCUAUUAUGGGACACAUUUUUUUGAGAUGGGAAGCGGAGCUAGUAGAUUGCUAAAGAUCUCCAAAGCAAUUUAUUUUGGAGGAGUGUGCUAUCUUUUUAAAAAACAACAAUAAUAAUAAUUAACCCAGCUGGAUUUUUUCAGAGGUCCGGCAAACUUGCACUGAACUCCUGCUUCUCAGAAGCCUCCUUCUUGUCCUUGGAAGCUGGCUUUGAGUCCAAGCAGAAAACCCUUCAGAGAGCAAACUCCCGAUUGGUAAACUUUGAAGGAGUUGAGUGCUUGCACUUUGAGGCCCUUGGUCCCGACCUGUUUCCUACCUGAAAUCCUUUGAGCUGCUUCUCUCUUUGUACAAAACUGUCUCACAAAUUCAACUCCAUGUUGACACCUUGACAUUUUGAAAUGUUAGUGGGAUAGAUCUGAAUGGCGAAAUUUGUGUUGUUGGCUUUAAGGGUUCAACCUAAUGUGUGUGAGUGUUAUUUUUUUCACUAUGAGUUGUUGUGCCUUUUGUAAGUUAAUUGUGUUUGGGCACAACCCGCUUUGGAUUUCGCAGGGUCCCUUCUGGUCUUCCUUCCUCCUCCCCAGACACUAAAGGAAGGCAUUUCCGCAGUUUGGGCAGGAGAGAUUCAUAGCGGGUUGCUCCCAAUCCGUUCCCUUUUAAGUUUUUGAAAAUUCUGUGGUUUCAUUUGUAAAUCUUUGCAUUGUCUGGACGCGGUCCUUUCAGAAUUCUGGUGGUUCAGGAAAACAUUGAAUUUGGCAAACAAACAUAAAGAGGGAGGGAUGCAUUUCAGAACCACCUGGACCAGCAAUUCCCAAACUUUGGUCCUCCGGCUGGUUGGACUUCAGCUCCCAGAAGUCAACAGGCAUGUUCUGGAUUUGGGAAUCUUUGAAUUGACGGAGGGAAACAAAUAAUUGUGUGGCUGCGGCUCCAGACCAUGCAAACUUGCCCCACCUCUUGCUUUAUCCCAUGAUCUAGAACCCCAAACAUGACCCCCUGAUCAGGAACCCGGUCGCCCGGGAAACGUGGAAACCGGGCCAUGGAGGUGCGAACCUUCUGAUCCGGCCAGCCUUUUCUCUCGAAUUCACUGAUCCACCAGCAUUAUUCUUAGUAAGCUGCAGGAAGCUUUAAAAGAUUUUUGUAGAUUGUCAGGAGGGAGCUGGGGGUUGUUUCUUGUGCCUGUGUUUACAAGAUGGACAUUUGUAUGUCUGUGUGUGUGCAUUUCCUGUGAAAAUGAGUCAUGGCGCGCUUGAUUGGGAGAAAUUCAAAACACGGUGCUCCGUUCGGACAGGUGGGCAAGAGGCCACUGUGGGGCAGGCUGAAAGCAUUCUCCAAAGAAAGCACGGCCUGCACCUGAGGAACCUUUAUUUUGCCCUUCGGAGUUGAGUGCACCCUGUUUCCUUUUGAUAAAAGCCAAGCUUUCCCAGCACUGGUUUUGUCGCAUCUUGUGGACCUUUUUCUUUUUGAGGGUUGGUGCAAAUAUCUCCUUCUUAUUUUAUUUCCCACCAAGUUCAGAUUCAAAAGCACUUAAUAUGGGGUGCCGCAAAAGCUUCCAGGGCCUACCUGCCUGCCUUCCUUCCUUCCUCCCUCCCUCCCUCGGCUGCCGACUGCCAUUUUAACACUUUGUCCUCCAAAGGGCCGGCCUGGCUUCCUCACUCCCCGUUUUCAAUCUGUUUGUUUUUGCAAAGAUUUGGGGGGGAAACACAACAGCCAGAAGGGAUUUUUGAAAGCCCUGCAUUCUCUGGGGGAUGAAUGGAUGGACGGGUGGAUGGAUGGAAGGGGACGGGGAGAAAUGGGCUUUUUUGGCAAACACUGGCUGCCUCAAUGAGAAACUAAGCGAAAACGCCUGGUGUACAGUCUAGCAAUAUUUGGGACUCAAAGUCCCUUGUUUGCCCCCUCCCUUCCCUCGGUAACCAAUUUCAGGUUUUGACACUUAACUGUACUGGUAUGAAUUCUGCUUUUUAAAAAUAUAUAUCUAUCUAUCUAGUUGUGCAUUUGCUCCCCUUACGUGCUGUUGCGCUGCUUCCCUCUCCUUCUCCUCCACCUCCUCCUCUUCUUCUUCUUCCUCCUCCUCCUCCUCCUCCACCUUCUCCUCUUCUUCUUCCUCCUCCUCCUCCUCCUCCUCCUCUUCUUCUUCCUCCUCCUCCUCCUCCUGCUGCAUUUGGUCUGAGGAAUCGCUUUGCUUUCUAUUCAAUGUGAGUCAGCAGCUCCUUUUCCCAACCGCAAAGGCUUUUGGUUUCUGAGGGGGAAACUGCCCCAAAGGAAGGGCCGGUGAGCGAAAUCCCCUUCCUCUUAGUGUUGAAUGAAUAUUGUCUGGUUGAACAACACUUUUGAAACCGCCUCUUCCCUGCCUGUCGUCUCCUUCAUCAACGUUUGGCUCUGCUUCGCCGUUCCUUUAAAAAAAAAACACCCAAAGAUUUGACCCAUUUGGUGGACAAGCUUGGCCUUUCUUCUUUACACUUUUCCUUUUGCUGCUUCUUUAUUAUUAUUAUUAUUAUUAUUAUUUUGUAGUUGACCUUGAUGAUAACAGGUGCUCUGAACAACACUCGCUGUUUCUGAACUCUUUCUGAGAUUAGUUUUUUGGAGUCUUCUGAAUUGAAAACGCAGUCAAAACAGAGGAGCAGCCGAUGGGGAGGAACAAGGAAAAUUUUAAUUUCCAGGCGUUCAGUUCCUAAUGUAAAUACCACAUCAUUUUUUUAAAAAGGAAAGGAAAAAUCCUGUGUCAAGACCUACAAUGGUGCUUUUUGUUACAGUUAGCACAUGCAUUUUUAGAAACUACAUGUUUUAGAUGACCUUGCUGUGUAUAUGUAUACUUCUGUAUUGUUCAACGGUUAGAAAAAUAAAUUAUUUCAUUAUUAAAA
Anolis sagrei ordinatus is the source of this 5329-nucleotide messenger RNA. RefSeq names its product MAX dimerization protein 1 (gene MXD1). Gene Ontology annotation, biological process: negative regulation of transcription by RNA polymerase II. Gene Ontology annotation, molecular function: RNA polymerase II cis-regulatory region sequence-specific DNA binding; protein dimerization activity; DNA-binding transcription factor activity, RNA polymerase II-specific. NCBI's taxonomy places the organism in Eukaryota, Metazoa, Chordata, Lepidosauria, Squamata, Anolidae. The record is from RefSeq and is a predicted model, not a curated record.